GCAGUGCAUUCUGUGCAACUCACAGCUUGAGACAGCCACUAAACAGGAUCUACUCUAUUCAGAUACACCUUCCGCAACUGUAACCAUGGUUCUGGAGGACUCUGAGGACAGCACUUUUGAAAUUUACAUCACUGAGGAUGAUGUGGAGACUUUGUUUGGUAAGGUGCACUGCACCAUGAAGGGUGUCCCGAGGGGCAACCGGCCUACCAUCCUGACGCUCCAUGACAUUGGACUGAACCAUAAGAGCUGUUUUGAGUCACUCUUUAAUCAAAAAGACAUGCAUGAGAUCAUGCAACACUUUGCUGUGUGCCAUGUUGACGCCCCGGGACAGCAGGAGGGUGCCAGCACACUCUCCACAGAGUAUACCUACCCUUCGAUGGAUCAGCUCUCAGAGGCCAUCCCUAUGGUCCUUGAGCACUUUGGUCUGAAGAGUGUGAUUGGAAUGGCUGUGGGUGCUGGAGCCAACAUCCUUGCCCGCUUUGCCCUAAAACACCCAGACAUGGUUGAAGGUCUUGUUCUGAUUAAUAUGAGUGCUCAGGCAGAGGGUUUUAUGGACUGGGCAGCACAAAAGAUUACAGGCUGGACUCACGCUCUCCCUGAUUCUGUAAUAUUACACCUGUUUGGAAAGGAGGAGACACAUAAUCAUGAACUGAUCUCAACCUUCCGUCAUCUCAUUACAAACAAUGUAAACCAGUCCAACCUGCAGCAGUUUGUCAAGUCCUACAAAAGCCGACGGGAUCUGGAGAUCGAGAGACCGGUUCAAGGAGGAAACGUUAAUGUACAAACACUCCAGUGUCCAGUAUUGCUGAUAGUGGGUGAUAGUUCUCCAGCAGUAGAUGCUGUGGUUGACAGCAACUCCAGAAUGAAUCCAAAUACAACCACCUUUCUCAAGAUGGCAGACUGUGGCGGCCUGCCUCAGAUUGAUCAGCCUGAAAAACUAAUAGAAGCUUUCAAAUAUUUUAUCCAGGGGAUGGGCUACAUGCCCUCUGUCAGUAUGACCCGUCUGGCUCGAUCUCGUACGGCCAGUAGCUCAUCCCUCAACCGCAACCGCAGCGGUACAACAAACACGACGUACGAGCAGCGUGGACGUUCCCACACUGACGUCUCCAUGGAGAGCGCCACAAACACAGAGCACAGUUCCUCCGAUCCCAUACUUUCCCCCGAGCUGACCUGCUGAACGCCUCUGCAGGCGGUUUAAAAUUGGACCUAAAAUGACAGAAUUUGAACCUGAAAGCUGAUGCUCCUGUGAUUUGAUCAUAGUGUUUAUCACAAGGGAUAGGCCUAUUAGAAUAGAUAGCCUUCACUGCAAACAAAUAUUGUAGCCUACUUAAUAGACCAGGCACUUUGUUUUAAACAUCUAAACCAUUUGUAAACUACCAUUUUAUUACUUGUAAUGUACAAUUUGUAAUAUUUUAUAAUGAUAUAAUAUAAAUAAGCUUAUAUGUGAUGUGUACAGUAGGCUAGCUGUACAAAUUGUGUGUGCGGGGUGUGUGUGUGUGUGUGUUUGUGUUGGAGGGUUUUCUGGUAAGGCUGAAUGUUUGGAGGAUUUUUUUAUACUUUAUAAUUUCUUAUUACAUAUAAAUUCUAUACUUGCAAUUGAUAACAGUAAUGUCAAAUACACUUGACAGUAGAGAGAAUGACCACAGGUAGUCUACAAAAUAUUUGAUAUAAUUUCCGAAUUAUUUCAGGUGGUAGGUGGCUAUUGUAAAAUCUUUCAAUGUUGGUAAAAUAACUUUGUAUUUAACAAAUAAAAUUAAAAUAUAACAGUAAA
This is a messenger RNA of Pimephales promelas (fathead minnow), 1771 nucleotides long. RefSeq names its product N-myc downstream regulated 1b (gene ndrg1b). Lineage: Eukaryota; Metazoa; Chordata; Actinopteri; Cypriniformes; Leuciscidae. The record is from RefSeq and is a predicted model, not a curated record.